This is a messenger RNA of Vanderwaltozyma polyspora DSM 70294, 2082 nucleotides long. It is a transcript of the gene AVL9, whose product is annotated as Avl9p. NCBI's taxonomy places the organism in Eukaryota, Fungi, Ascomycota, Saccharomycetes, Saccharomycetales, Saccharomycetaceae. Bases 1 to 2082 code for a protein of 693 amino acids. The record is from RefSeq and is a predicted model, not a curated record. Gene Ontology annotation, cellular component: cytoplasm. The transcript has a single exon.
AUGAAUAUCAAUCAAGAGGUUAUUGUUGGUGUUGGUGUUGUUGACUUUCAUCAUACUAGAGGUCCUGAAGUUGAAUAUUGGCAUGGGUUACCUGAAGGUACAGAUGAAUCAACUUUAUGGCCAAAUUUACCAUUUCAAGCGUUGCCAGAUGGAUCACAUUCAUUUAAGGAGACAUUUACAUAUUUUACGUUAUUGUUUAAUCCAAAGACUAAAACUUGUCCUCAAGGUGGGGCUACUGGGUUAACUGAAGAGGAACGUAAAGAAUGUACUACUUUAUUUGCAGUAUCCUGUUCUCAACAGAUUAGCAGUGAAGAAUUAUUACAUAAGGAUAAAGAAGUAACCCGUUCUACUGUUCAAAAAGCUAUAGUAGUGGUUUCUUAUCAACCUAUAUUUGGUCAAAUAAGAGAUAAGUUGAGUAUAGUGACUAAUGUUUUCUUUUCACAGAAGAACUUCACGGAUAGAAGCAUUAUUGUUUCCCUUUAUGAUAAUUUACAAUCAUUAUUUAAGCCAAUGACUUCGACAAGUUUAUCAGAUAGUAACAUGUACGUUGGUUUAUGCUUACGUAAGAUAAUAUUAGAUUUCAAAAAAGAAACUUUGGUAUUAUUCAAGGCAUUAUUUUUGGAAAAGAAAAUAAUAUUUUAUGGUAAUAAUGUGGAAUCUUUAUGUAAUUUACAAUUUGGUUUGAUAAGUUUGAUUCCUAAUUUGAUCUCAAAUCUCCAGAACUCUGGUAGUCCGAUGUUGCAUAAAGAUGUGUCAGAUAUAAAGGUUGUUACUUCAUUUAAGUCAAGUGACAGGGCUUCUGUUCUUACCUUUAUGGGGUUCCCUCUCCACAUUUUUGAAACUGGUGGAUUUUUCUCACCAUAUACUCCUUUGCAACAAAUCAAUGAUAUAAAUGAUGAAAAAUCAAAGUUUUUUGUCAUAGGCACUUCGAAUUCUUUACUAUCUGAAAGAAAAGAUGAGUUAUGUCAGAUAUAUGUAGAUACAGAUAAUUUCACUAUAGAAAUUAUAGAUAAGUCAUUACAACCUCUAUUGCAAUUAACUGCAAAUGAUAAAAAAUGGAUAGAAUCUAUGUCGAAUGUAGUCAGCGAAAGUUGGAAUGAAAAUGAUAGAGAAACUCCAAAAAAUUCACAAUUUGAAGGUAGCGAAGAUUUUAUAAGGUGGCAAUUUGAAGAUUAUUUAAUUGGACUGUUAUCGAGUGUAAAAUUGCAUGAUUAUUUAGAAAAUCAUAAAAACAAUGAAAAGGCUUUGAUGACUGUACAAGAUGAUAUGAUUCACGCAAACCCGAUUAACUUGUUUAAUAUAAGUUGGGUAAAUGAAUGGAAAAAAACUCAAAGUUUUUCUAUUUUUAACAAAGUCACAGAUGAUCGUAUUUUUGAUUUAUUCCCACCAAAGCAUGUAUUUAAUGGGCCUGAUCCAUUCAAAGCGUUCCAACAAAAGUUUAUAGCAACAUUUCAGAAUUUAAAAAAAAAUAACAGUAGUAAUAGUAGUUUAUCUGACGAAAAAAAACAAAAAAAUGAAAAGAAAGAUUCUGAAUCCCUUUCAAGGACUUCCACUACCUCAAGUUCACAUACUAAUCAUACCAAGGAUUUCAGUAACCGCUGGAUGGCAUUCAAGGAAUUAUUCAAUAAAAAGAAAAAUAGUAGUCAAGAGAAUGAUAUACAUGAUUUGAAAAGUAAGGCUGAUCAACAUCUACUAGAUGAAGAAAGUGAUGAAGACAAUACUACUGGAAAAAGUAGCAACGGAAGUGACGAAGAGAGUAGUGAUGAUAGCAGCGGUGACGAAAGUAGUGAAGAAACUUCUAGUGAUGACAGCAGUGAUGAUAAUGAUAAGGGUUCAGCAGUAGAAAAUCAAGGUCCAUCUAUUGGUUUAGGAUUACAUUAUAUAACAUCUGAAAGUGAUAAUUCCAAAUCUGAGGAACCAAAAGUGUCCGAAGAAAUAGCAACAUUGAAAUUAACAACCUCUGAUGAUUUUAAAUCUAUGGAAGAUGAGGAACUGGUGGAAGUUACUUCUGUGCCCAAUGAUAUUGAAUCUGUGGACUCUAGUGUCACCAAGAAAGAACUAAUUGAAAGCAGUAAAAAAUAG